Messenger RNA from Fomitiporia mediterranea MF3/22, 2025 nucleotides. RefSeq lists its product as uncharacterized. The transcript has 8 exons. The coding region runs from base 11 to 1843 and encodes 610 amino acids. The record is from RefSeq and is a predicted model, not a curated record. Gene Ontology annotation, biological process: mitotic DNA damage checkpoint signaling; protein phosphorylation. Gene Ontology annotation, molecular function: ATP binding; protein serine/threonine kinase activity. Gene Ontology annotation, cellular component: cytoplasm; nucleus. NCBI's taxonomy places the organism in Eukaryota, Fungi, Basidiomycota, Agaricomycetes, Hymenochaetales, Hymenochaetaceae.
GCUGGAUAUUAUGACACUUUUCAGAGACUACCUACGUAACCAUGCAAAGUUCUACUGUCCACCCGUCGACAGCCAUCUGAUGGAGUCUGCCUCCCUUACGGAUGCCGAACUUGAGCAGGUGUUCUCUCUGUGGAAAUCGGAUGAUACAGUAAUAGAAGCCCGCCGUGAUAUGCAGUUGGUUGAUGUACUUAUCAGUGUCCUCGACGAGGCGCUUGGUGAGGAGCCUAUGCCAAAACAUAUUACUGGAGAGUUCAAGCGACACUAUAAAGCCGAAAUGGAUGCAGAUCGUGACAUUGUAUCGGAAGCAGAUGUCAGGACUUUUAUCGACAAAGGGCCUGCGCAGUUUCUCGCACGAAUCAUGUUAUCCUGCGGGAAUCGCAUUGCGAUAAAGACUGAAACCGCAGCUCCAGGUGGCAGAUGCACCGUAGACUACGUGUUAUCCACAACGGAGGGCAAGAAGGCUUUGCUUGAAUUGAAGGCUCCAAGUGUCUUCGAUUUGAGUGAAAAAGAGCUCUCUAUACUGUCCGAUGCCGAAGACGGACCCCACGUACGAUUGGAUUUGCAAAAACCUGGGAUAGGAAUGAAAGCCGUCAUCAAGAUGUGUGUGUGCAUGAUCCUGUACAGAGUAGAGUGGCUCGCGUUGUCGUGCUUCACAAAGUGGGUGUUCCUCCGACUCCAUAGACGAGGUACAGAUGAAGCACCAUACAUGACGUAUUCGACUAUCGAAAGGCAAUUGGACAAUACCAGACCGUUCCGUGCAUUGCUAGGGAUGAUGCUUGCUAUUUCAAGAAAUAUCGAUGUCCCCACAAACGCCGAUAUGAAUGUGCGACUUCAGUCAGUUCCGGCGACUGAGGCACCCACUCCAAGGGAACAUCCCAAUCUCUUUUUACGAAAUCCAGUGCAAGUGACAAGGGGUGAGCAAUUAGUCGCCCGUUCUAGUGGAGGAUGCAGCAAUUCAUCGCCGUCGUCUUCUGGCUUCCUCAUCACAUGGUCGCCAAAAUCCAUGUCGAAUGGGAGGUGGCUUGAAUUUCAUGGAGUAGACACCGACGCUUUCCCGGCUUUGGGCAAUGACGGUGUUCGGCUGUGUGUUCAGCGCAAUAUCGGAGAUGGGUCAACUGGGGUUGUCUUCGAGGCAAUCCCUGACGACAAUGAACAUAAUGGAGCUUCAGGACGCCGAAGAUACGCGAUUAAAACAGUUGGAAAAGGUGAAACACUCAAAGAGCAGAGCUGUGCUCGGCGUCUUUUCAACGAGCUCGAUAUAUACCGCCGUAUCGAGCAGACAUCCCCAGCAUCUGUGAAGAUUGUACCGCAGUGUUAUGGACUUUUCGAAACAAGCCGAACGUGGGCGUUAGUCAUGGAUUAUGAAGGGAGUGCGCUCAGGCAUAACGGGGAGUGGUCAGAUCUGUCACCUACCGACAGGCAGGAAUUGUUCAAUGCAAUAUCGACAUUGCACGGACUUGGAGUCUACCAUGAUGACUUGGAGCCACGGAAUGUUGUCCGAGGCAGCGACGGAUCGCUCAGAAUUAUUGAUUUCACAUCGAGUACGCUCCACGAUUGUCAUCCUGAGACAUGUGCAGAGCUGGGUGAGAUUAGAAGCCUUUUCGGGUUGCAGCUAUGCAGCGAACUACCCCGUGAUAGAUCCGGACACCAGUGUUGUCCGCCACGGUGGAAACGUCCCUCCGAUGGCGCUCUCCUCCCGCAAACCCUUGCCUCUCGCCCUCCUCCACAUAGCCAGUCCCUUCAUACAAGCCACCAAGCUCCAAAAUCCCCUCAUAUCAAACGACUUUACAGGCUACCAGCCCUUUUCCGACAUCUCCCAAGACUUCUACGCUCUCCUGAGUGAUUACGCGCGUACAGAGUCUCAAAGAUACAUAACCAAUGGCUGUGUGAAGAGCCCUUGCCAGAUUCAGGGAGUUGGCAAUUAAAAUUGCCAAUCCGGCCGCCCAGCAUCAUAUGAUUGAAGUCCUUACAGCGAGCCUCGACUCGGUCAUUCACCAGGCGGAAGAUCGCAACGACUCGUAUUGU